This is a messenger RNA of Myripristis murdjan (pinecone soldierfish), 2850 nucleotides long. It is a transcript of the gene mllt3, whose product is annotated as MLLT3 super elongation complex subunit. Lineage: Eukaryota; Metazoa; Chordata; Actinopteri; Holocentriformes; Holocentridae. The transcript is spliced from 14 exons. Gene Ontology annotation, molecular function: chromatin binding. Gene Ontology annotation, cellular component: transcription elongation factor complex. Gene Ontology annotation, biological process: positive regulation of DNA-templated transcription. The record is from RefSeq and is a predicted model, not a curated record. The coding region runs from base 130 to 1929 and encodes 599 amino acids.
CUUUGAAAGUGUCGAGUCUGAGUUCAGUCCAGAAGAGACCAUGUCUGCCGCCAUAGGCAAACUGUACUCAUCUCUGCUCUCAUUUAAAACUAAUUCUCCAUGAAAUAACGGUAACGUGGGGCCUGAAGGAUGGCCAGCUCGGGUGCUGUUCAGGUGAAACUAGAACUUGGUCACCGUGCCCAGGUCAGAAAGAAACCCACUGUAGAAGGUUUUACCCACGACUGGAUGGUGUUCGUCCGAGGACCGGAGCACAGCAACAUUCAGCACUUCGUGGAAAAGGUUGUUUUUCACCUGCACGAAAGCUUCCCUAGACCAAAAAGAGUGUGCAAGGAUCCACCCUACAAAGUGGAAGAGUCUGGAUACGCAGGCUUCAUCUUGCCUAUUGAAGUUUACUUCAGAAAUAAGGAAGAACCCAAGAAAGUUCGCUUCGACUACGACCUGUUCCUCCACCUGGAGGGCCACCCGCCUGUCAAUCAUCUGCGCUGCGAGAAGCUCACCUUCAACAACCCGACGGAGGAGUUUCGUAGGAAGCUGCUGAAAGCCGGAGGGCAACGGGAUCCUCACAAAAGAAGUUCAGAAGACUCAAAAGUGAUGGUAAUGCAGGAGGGCUCUACCUCCCUGUUCGGCCAGCACCUGAAGCUGCCUACGCUCCCCAACAGCUCACUGCCAUCCACCCUCUCCGACCCAAAGAAGAGCAAGAGCUUCCACGGGUCAAAGGAUGGCUCCAAAGGAAGCAGUACCACUCUUCUCACCAGCCCCACAACCACCAGCACCAACAGCAGCAGCUUCUCCAAGCUCCACAAACCCUCCAAGGACCACAAAGAGAAGCCUCCAAAAGACUUGAAAGAGCCCAAAAGUGCCUUCAGAGACUGUGGCUGGGAACCCAGCAAAGCCCCCAAAGAACCCUCCAGGAAACCCAAAGAGAACCAGCCACUUCGUGAUGUAAAUCCUAAGAUGGGCUUCAAAGAGCCCAAGUCCUUGUCCAAGGAGCACCGAACUGAGGGGAUCUCCCACGGGACAGGGCUCAACAAGCGCCCCUCUGCCCCUGACAGUGAUGAUCAUGUGACCAAAAAACGUAAAAAGGGAUAUGUGGAUUUAUCGGGGAAGCAGACAUCUGGGUCAGAUGCCCAGCAUUCGGAUAAGAAACUGUUGAAAGAUAGAUCGCAGAUGCGGCCAGGCAAAUUGCGGCCAGAGGGCGAAGAGGCCGAGCGCAGAAAAGUGUCGACGCUCCCUCCGUUUCAGGAGCUGGUGGACAACGAUUCUGACGUGGAGGAGAUGUCCACCAAAUCAGAUUCAGAACAGCCCAGUCCAGCCAGUUCCAGCUCCAGUUCAGGCUUCGCCCCCACUCAUCACAAACGACAAGUGGUGGACUUCGUCAUCAGGAAAAGGGUGGCCAUCCCUGCCCCCACCCACACAGUACUGGGUCCACUGCAGUCGAUAAUUCAGGAUUUGCACUCAGACGACAACGACGAGGAUUCAGAGGAUGAUGAGGACAAUGACAUGGACUCAGACGUAGAACGCCCAGCGCACACACAUCUAACACACCACCAACGGAGAGUCAGUUUGAGUGACGGCAGCGAAAGUGAGAACAGCUCCUCCCCCUCGCCGCCCUCCCGCAAUGAUGCCCCGCCCCUCAUAAAGACUAGUAAUAACCAGAUAUUGGAAGUGAAAAGCCCCACCAAGCAGACCAAGCAGGACAAGAACAAAAAUCUAGAUUGUGACAAGGCUUACCUGGAUGAGCUGGUGGAGCUGCACAGAAGACUGAUGACACUAAGAGAGGGUCAUAUACUACAACAGAUUGUGAACCUGAUUGAAGAGACGGGACACUUCCACAUCACAAACACUACUUUUGAUUUUGAUCUUUGCUCCUUGGACAGAAGCACAGUGAGGAAACUCCAGAGUUACCUGGAAACCUCGGGACUGUCCUGAGGCACUGAGCAGCUGGCUGCUGUGGAAGAGGACACCACAUCAAAUUUUUUUCGUUGUUGUUUUUAACCAACCCUUUGUUUUUGUUUUUACUUGAAAUUUUGCUGCGAUGCAAAAGCCCCGCUGUGGCUUGGUGCAGUUGCUGUCUGUCCAGCCUGCUGGUUGGACUGGGCGUCCACCACAGAGACCAGAGCCAAGUGUUGUGGUGAUGAGCCCUGUCGACCAGGCCGUCACCCAGAAAGCCUUGAAAACUUCAGCUGAUUCUAUAAAAAAAAAAAAAAGAAAGAAAGAAAAGAAAAAAAAUUAUAAAAAAAAAAAAAAAAGUUAUUAAAAAAAAAAAGAGGGAAAGUGGCGACCGUGUUGCUCUUAAUGAAUGUGCAUAUUGUUACCAUGUAUGUUUCUUGGAUUUGUUGUUCAUUGUGACAAAUGCAUGGUCAACACUGCCUUACGACAUUGUCUUAUUUAUUGAAUUUGAUUUGCAGGUGUGUGUGUGUGUGUGUGUGCGCGCGUAUGUGAAAUGGCAAAAAACAAAAAACAAAAAAAACAGCAGAAUGAGACUUUGUGUAAGCACUUCACAACAGGCAUAUCUUUGAAUCAGUGAAGACAGUUGAGCAGACCUGAGACACCGACUUCUGUCCAAGAUGACUUGAAUCGCAAUCAAAUGUCGUGCCCAAUAAAUCAUCUUCUGUGGGAAUAAGAAACUUCCAGAACAGGUGAUAACAUCAUUUUGCAGUCUGGUAACAUGCACAUCUUUACCCCAAUAUGAGGCUGAAAGGCAAAAUUCAUGUGUGCAACUCAAAGUUGUGAUGUAUUUUGUACUUGCAGUCAACUGUUUAUAAAAAUGUGCAUCACAUUUUUGCAAAAAAAAAAAAAAAAAAAAUUCCCUGGUCAUGUGCUGUAAUUAUUUUGAGUAUUGAACAUGUC